This is a messenger RNA of Hipposideros armiger (great roundleaf bat), 6205 nucleotides long. It is a transcript of the gene TESC, whose product is annotated as tescalcin. Lineage: Eukaryota; Metazoa; Chordata; Mammalia; Chiroptera; Hipposideridae. Gene Ontology annotation, molecular function: calcium ion binding. The record is from RefSeq and is a predicted model, not a curated record. The coding region runs from base 96 to 947 and encodes 283 amino acids. The transcript has 11 exons.
AUCCUUGAUCCCAUCCUCCCAGGGAGGGAAUGACCCUCCGUGGAGGGUGUGCUCUGUGCCGGCCGUUGCAUUCGUGCUGAAUCUUCUCUAUAACGAUGGGACUGUGGACAGAUUAUACAGAUGAAACUAUCUCCUGCAACACCCCAGAUGGGGAAACUGAGGCCCAGGGAGGCGAAGGCACUCACCCAAGUGUGACUCAGCAGCCUUCCCUGACACGAAUGUGGGAGAGGAAGGAAGACCAUCCUCGCCGCCGUCUCUGGGCUCAGCUGCCCGUCGUGGCCUCACAGAGCCGACAGGAGUGCGGAAGGGGCGAGGCGCGACAAGCACGUCUGCCGCUGCAGGAACUGAGAAACCUUGGAGUCUCCUCAGACCAGAUCGAGCAGCUCCACCGGAGGUUUAAGCAGCUGAGUGGAGACCAGCCUACUAUUCGCAAGGAGCACUUCAACAACGUCCCUGACCUGGAGCUCAACCCCAUCCGAUCCAAAAUCAUCCGUGCCUUCUUCGACAACAGGAACCUGCGCAAGGCGCCCAGCGGCCUGGCCGACGAGAUCAACUUCGAGGACUUCCUGACCAUCAUGGCCUACUUUCGACCCAUCGACACCGCCAUGGAUGAGGAUCAGGUGCAGCUGUGCCGCAGAGAGAAGCUGAGAUUUCUGUUCCAUAUGUAUGACUCGGACAGCGACGGCCGCAUCACCCUGGAAGAAUAUCGAAAUGUGGUGGAGGAGCUGCUCUCCGGAAACCCACACAUUGAGAAGGAGUCGGCUCGCACCAUCGCCGACGGGGCCAUGAUGGAGGCGGCCAGCGUCUGCGUGGGGCAGAUGGAGCCUGACCAGGUGUAUGAGGGCAUCACCUUCGAAGACUUCCUCAAGAUCUGGCAGGGGAUAGACAUUGAGACCAAGAUGCACGUCCGCUUCCUUAACAUGGAAACCAUCGCCCUUUGCCAUUGACGCGCUGCCUUGCCCACGCCCACGGAGAACCUGCAGUUCGCACAGGGCAGUCUCCCCGCGGAGGGGGCCCAGGGGCCUUUUGCGGCAGCUCUGGUAUGCCGUUAACACUCGGCCAGCUCGCGUUUCUCAUAGGGGAUGGUAUGUGGGACUUUGCUGUUUUUAUCUCUAAUAAAAAAAGAACAGGGUUUGUUAAUGAACGUGGCUCGUGUGUGUUCCUCACAUCCACUCAAGUGGCCUGGCCAUUUGGUGGCACGAGCUGAGUAUGAGGAGCAUGCAGGAGCUAACUUGUUUUCAAAGGCUGGUUUGGAAGAGGGGAUUUUUUUUUUUUCCUCCUUUCUGUUUUUGGUUUCUUUUGGUAAAGCACCGGCUGUUUUCCCUGCAGAAGUGCUGGGAUUUCACUCAUCUGCCUUCUUGAUCUGAGGCACAAAGCAGGUCCUCGCUCCAUGGAGGCCGGGAUUUGGGUGGUAGAGUUCCUGUGUCAGGACGUACGUUUAGAGCCUGUGCCAGCUGCAGUGACAGCCCAAGAUGCCUGUUCCCCCCCCCCCAGUGGUGCUGGGGGUACUCCAGGUGCUCAGGCUGGGUGUGCCAUGGCCCUUCCUGGCAGGAUGGGGUGGGCAGCUGCAGGGCCCAGCACUCACAGUCCCCAGCGGCAGUAGCAGCAGUGGAGACAGCACAGCGGGAGAGGUGGCUGCCCAGGUAAGCAUCUCACACCUGUUGUCAGCUUCUGAUUGGGGGACGGGCUGUGUGAGGGCAGGGAAGCAAAGGUGCUUCGAGUCAGUUGGUGGCUGUGGCCUGAGUCAGUGGAGGGCUGGCACAUGUCGACCCCGCCUAGCUGGUCCUCGGGGCGCCCUGCUGCCAUGGCUGUGGUGGCUCGUCACCAUUUGGUUCCAGGCCUCCUCCUGGCUGUCACAUUUACCAUAUGCUCAGUUCCUUUAUUCACACUCACUGGGAGGCACCGUUCUAGCCUUGUAAGAAAGUUCUCCUGAGAACUGCUAUUUGCAUUCUUGAGUUUUUAUUUCAUUGUUUUGAUAUUAAGUGUGUUUUAGAUUACUUUUGUUAUACCCACACAUUGGGGUUCAGACUUUAAAAGGUACAGACGGGCACGCCAUGGAGUCUUCAUCCUGUUCUUGGCCUGGCCCCCCGUUUUCCCUCCCCCCCCCAGGCAAAUCACAUUAGCCCCUUUCUUCCACAUCUUUCCAGAGCUGCGUCAUGUACACAGAAGCAAAUAAUGUUGCUCAGGAUGAGGUUAAUGUCGGUAUGUGAAUUUAAAAAGGAAAAGAGCAGCGAGGUGAGAUAAAGGGUCCAGUGACUGGCAGAGGUCCCAGGGGUGGCAGUUUGGCACAGCCUCCCAGGUGAGGAGGCCGCCUGUGUCCGUCGUUGGUCAGCACGCGGCAGGAUGGGGCCAGGGCCUCGGAACCCAGUCUUCCGUGCUGGAGGAUCGCUGGCCUGGACCGGGCCGCCGCGGAUUGCAGCCUCCCCGUUCUCCCUGAUGCUGGCAGUCGGAGGUCACACGGCCCAGUCUCAGGGUAAGUGAAGAGGGCGGUCUGAAGUCACUUGCAGAGCUCUGCUCAGACGAGCUCUUCACUCCACAGACGUUGAGACAUUCAGAGCAGGUCUGGGGCGAAGGCCGCUCUCUGCUUCCUGCCCUCCAGGGGCUGCAAUCUGGCGGGAGGACCAAGCCUAGAAAGUAGGAAGCAGACACCCAGGCAGUUUCUGGGAUCGGGGGAGUGGGGCGCCAUCUCCCUCCCCGCUGCCCUGCCUUCCCCUGCUGCUGGGAGCAUCCUGCUCUCACACCCUUGGGUUUCCUGGCUGCUAGCAGGAGGAGGGAUCUAGAAAGUCACUGGGCUGCGUGACUGACGUGGGGGAACCUGGGGCCUGUUAGCCCUGGUCCAGGCGGCAUCGCCAGCGACACCCCUGCGUCUCCCUCCCCGCGCGCCGCGUCCUUCCUGGGAGAUGGACCCGUGGGUGGUCACAGAGCAGCAGGAUCCAGAGUAGGCCUGGAUUUCCUGGGACUCUCCCAGUUUGCUUUCAUUUUGUUCUUCUCGACAAAGGCAGUUCAUUAAUGUAAAGUGUUUUAUAAAUAAUAAAUCUUCCACCAGCGCCUGUGCCCCGGGCUUGAGUUUGGGAGAUGUGGGCACGCAUCAAACGGUUCCACUUGUUCAGGCCACAGAGGGGGCCGGCCUGGUGUCUGGGAAGCUUUGGGCCAUGGCUUACCUUAAACAGCUAAUUAAAGGGAGAUUUAUUCACCAGGAGCCCCGUCCAUGCAGCUCGAAAGAAAGCUCAUCUGUUCACAGCCACUGAGGGUGCCCUCUGAUUGGCAGGGAGGGUUCGGGCUCGUUUCCACCAAUGCGUGAGCUGCCGAGCUCACCUGGAGCCCUCCUGCCCCGCUCCAGGGCGCUGCGACCAUGAGACUGGGCGUCUGCUCAUUCUGUUCUUUGGGGAGUGACGGGGUUGGCUAUUAGCGGGUGCAAACCUCCUGAAAAGGAUUAAUUCCCCGCAGUCUAGUGGGACUGCUGGCCUUUGAUUAACAAGGCUGAGGGUCGCUGCUCUGGGCACAGAUUUCAGAAUGCCAUCUGGGCAGUGUGGUGUGUGCAGAGGACCGAGGCAGGUGGCCUGGAAAAGGCUCCUCUUACCUCCUGGACUCGGGCAUGCCCAGGAGGGGCCCUCUGGCUGCACAGACCCUUAGCAAGCGCAGCAGCCCUCCACCCCUCCCUGGAUGAGGCGCCGCAUCUAAGCAGGUGACGUUGGCUCUGAGAUUGGUUCUAAAAUAGGCAUGUGAUAAGUCCAACAGGUACACUGGGUAACAGCCUUCCUUCUAUCAGGAAUUAUACCAGUGACUAAAAGGAAAUAGGCAGAAAUCAGUGCAAAGUCAAAUAUUUGAAGGAAGCUGAUACGUCAGGGCUGUGAGGGCCUCAGGCUGGGGGUGGAGAAGCCAGGGCAGGGGCAGUGUUCCAGCCGGCCCGGUGGAUGGCGGGGUGAGGUCCUUGCUCUCUGGAUAAGCUCGUUACCCUGGAAUCAGGUCAGAAGCAGGAUGUCGUCCUACCCGGCCAUGUUACCAUGGGGAAGAGUUACCAGAACUCAGGCUUUGGAUGAACACGGCCAUUUGACACAAACACAGCAAUUUGGGAGGUUUACAAAAGGGCUAUGUAAUGGAAAUCUAAUCUGAGCAGCUCAGGGGAAACAUCCUGCAGCCACGUUAAACAUGAAUUAUGGAUAAGAGAACAGAGUAAGAUUACAACAGCUUCCAAUUUUGGCCAAGCACCGUCCCAGGGAACGAAUUAGUGCUAGACGUUAACAAAACAAUUCCAUUAUCUUCUGGUCCAAGGGACUGGAGAGUUCUUUUUGUGCUCUGCUAAUGGGAGACGGGGUCACGUAUGGAUGUGAUCCUUGUCACCGGGCAGUUGAACCUGUCCCCACCUGCCUGCCGUUAACAAGGCUGCAGCUCAACUGUCGCUGCGGAUGGCACCGUGACACGUAGGCUGGUGCAGUUAAAAAUACAAGUUGCCUUGGUAAGGUGUUCUGCAAACACCUGCUUUGCAAGUUGUCCUCCCACUCAGUGACCUUGGGACGGCCUUGGAGAAUCGAGUGGGAGGAGCCAGGGGCUUAACCAGUUUCCCAGGGCACCAGGGCCGCCUUUUUCUCUGGAAUAUUCCAGAAUCAGUAAACAAGUACCAACAGGGGUUCAGUGGGUGGAUGAUUUAGGCCCCAGCAGGGCUGAAGGCUGACGGCCACGUGGUGGCUGCCUGCCCCUCUAGCUGGCUCGUGGAGCAAGUCAGCAAGGGACUGGGUUCUGGCCUUUGAUGGGCAGCGGCAGGUCUGGGAGCAGUUUGCUGCCACCUGCAUUUUAGAGAAACGACAAGGCAGCCUUCAUCCUAGCACUGGGCAAGGGAAGAAACGGCAGGACACAAAGGCUCCGCUCUCGGGGAGGGGGGAGUUUUCCCUCCCUCCCUUCCCUUCCUAGGGCAAGAAAAGGCCUCUGGUGCCGAGCUGUUGUUGGAAGCCUGCUGCUGGAAGCCCACGUUCCACAUCAGAGGCUGAGAGCGAGUCGGCGCCCACAUGGCACCCGCCGGCGCCCAGCGAGAGGGACUCUGCCAUCGCACAUCAGAGGCUGCAUGUCCAAAUCACCGCAGGCCCCUGCAGCCAUCGCCAGGGGAGACGGCGGGGGAAGGGAUUGAGAAGCAGAAGACUGCAGAAGGAAAAGAGACGAUAAAUGCACGACCAACUCAGAACUUGGGAAGAAGCCUCUCUCAAAAUAGCCACCAGGGAGAAAGGUAAGGCGGGAGGAGCAGAAGGUGGACGGAGGGGGCCCAGAUUGUUUUGUUGUUGCUGGGUAAAUGCUGGUUUAUAAAGGAACUUUGACCCUUUCCGCAUCAGGCCCAUCUCUUCCAGAAUGGAAAAUUUACAGCAGGAAAACAGUGAACGAGGGUGGCGUGCUUAGAUUAUGAUUUGGGUCUGAUAAACUCUCCUUCACAAAACCCAGGCACCGCUCAUGAAGGGGAGAUAUGUUAUAAACAGGUUGGGGGAGAAAACAAAACCCUGCCCUUGUAACAUUUUACACUGGACCAGCUGUUGGCCAUGAAUAAGAAUAGUUUAAAAUUACUUUUAGUUUUAGUAAAAUUUUUCUGGGUCUGAUCGCUUUUAAACUCUUCAAUUCUCUUCAAUUGCCUCAAAGCGAGGAAGGCAAAAUGGACUAUGAAAUCUGACUGAGAAGGACUGCUUUUUAAAAGAAAAAUCAUUUUAGCCCGUGGUCCGGUUGCAUUAAGACUACGAGAGAUGAAAACCUUAUAGAGUGAGGUCACCAGGGGGUCAGGCCACCACAUGCCAAUGACAGUAAAUACUUCAUUUGCUAAAUGCAGACUGGCUUGGUGUAUGAAGUAGUUUGGCAGAAAGGAAGCAGGCCGCCACCAGACAGUGCGGCCUCCCCCCAGAAAGGCAGCCUGAGAGAAAGCAGUGCUCCCUGGGCUGAGACGUGAAGGUCCCAGUCGCAGCGCGCUCUCCUGUGCAUCCAGCUGGAUGUGGAUUUUUAACUGGAUCUCUUAAGCAAUCUGAAAAACCUCCCAAAACCUUCACAACUCAAGGGUCUAAAGGGCUUUUGAGUAACGGCAUGCAUGUCCCAGUUUUAUACGCUCGUGGACAACAGGAAAGCCACUGUCCCUGCGCUGGAAAUGCUUAUUUCGUGUCCAUAACUGUCUCCCUUCCUGUUCCUGACAGUCCCUGUACCCCCUGCUUUUUCUUAAGAGUUGUGUAUUUUUGUCUUU